Messenger RNA from Cucurbita pepo subsp. pepo (vegetable marrow), 2511 nucleotides. RefSeq lists its product as uncharacterized. The record is from RefSeq and is a predicted model, not a curated record. NCBI's taxonomy places the organism in Eukaryota, Viridiplantae, Streptophyta, Magnoliopsida, Cucurbitales, Cucurbitaceae.
GUAGAAAGAGAAAAUUAAACACAGUUUUUCCCUAUUUGAUUCAGCGGGAAACUUUCAGCGCAAGAAAGUGAAAUUAAUACGAUAUUUCUUUCCGAAAUACAUUGAUUUGUCGCAAUUGAUUCGAAUACUGAAUCUGUUGCAUCAGAUCUGUUUGAUUUCUGAAAGCUUGAUUGUCUUCCAUCCGGAUUUCUGAGAAGAUCCGCCAUGGAUUCGGCUCGCUUGAACUUGGACGAAGUUUCAGCAUCGGAACAUCGAGGUAACGAGUUCAAUGGAAUCGAUUCGGAGAGUAAGAAGGACGAAGACUCCGGCGAGUCUGUUUCUGCAAGUUCGAAAAGUGGAAGGAGUAAAUUUUUGAAAGAGACAAGCCAAUCAACAAUGCACGGUCUUAACAAAUUUACAUCGCAAAUCAAGAAGCCUUCCCACAGGAAGGUUUCCCCUAUCAAUUGGUUCCCACGCAAGAAAGUGGACUCUUACUUGAAGAGGAAGAUCAAAAUGCUGCAGGAAGUAGAUGGCCUGAAUUUAUCACUAGAUGAGACACUAGGUGAUUCUAAUCCGCAUUAUUCCAGAGUAUUGAAGGAAAAGAUGGCAGCAAGAGAGGCAGCACAUAAAGCAAUGGAAGCUCGAAAAGCAGCCUUGGUUGAAACCUCUUGGUGUAGAAUACUUCGAGCGGCUAGAAUUCAAUGUAAAGAAGCUGAAGAUCAGAUGUACAGAGGUGAGAAGACUGCUGCCGAAGCUUUCAAAGUAGCUGCGGCUAUGGGAGUGAUCAUGUAUGAUACGCCCAAUUGUCCACAGAAGACUUACAAAAUGGAAAGCUCGUCUUCUGGUGGUGGUGGGUCUACAACUCUCACCAUUACAGCGUCUUUUGAGACAGAAUUUGAGGUUGAUAAGGAAGUGGCUGCAGCAGUAAAAAUAGCAUUGGUUAGGCUUGCAAAUUGCUCUUCUUUUAGAGAGGACGACUUUAAAGAACUUUUACGAAAGAUCUCUCAGAACCCAGACUGUGAUGAUACUCAUGUAGACCCAUCUGAGCCUUCUUCUUCCGAAUGUGAAUCAGUGAAUGACUUGGAACUUGAUAAAGCGGCUCGAAAGUCCGAUUUCAGCUCCCGUAAUUUCGAUUGGAAGAUGCUGGAUUUACAUAUGAGACAUAAAACUUUUGAGAAGGAGACCAAGAUUGAGGACUUGAUGUAUGAAAGGCUUAGGCGUUUGAAAGAAGAUGAACUUUCCUCCCUCGCCACCAUAGUUGCAACUUGUGGUUUAAGUGCUGCCUUGGCAGAGGUAGAAAGUGGGAAGCUUCUUCAUGGUGCAGGUUCCUCUGCAGUUCAGUCCUCUAUUUCAGCUCUUAACCUUCCUCGGAGGAUGUCUUCAGCAGGUUCCUCUAAUUUGCACAAUGGAAGGAAGCAACUACAGUCAGAACUUCCCAGCCUAGAUAAAUUCUUGGUAAAGCACGUGACUAAAUUGGAAAGAGAAGUGCUUGAAGCAAAGAAUAGCAGAAGUAACGAAGCAAAGGAAUUGGUGAGCAGUGUUGAGGAUGAGAAAGUUGUUUCCAACUUGGAAACUAUGCUGAUAAAUCCACCUUCAGCACUAGAGAAUGAAGUUAAAGAGACUGAAUGCAAGGGUGGAGAAGAAGUCAAGACCCUUAGCAACAAGUUGCAGGCAAGGAAAACGUUUGUUAGUCACAAAGAAGUUGUUUCAGCAGUUCCUAGCCUCGAUAAGUAUCUUGUGAAACAUGUCUCGCGGUUUGAAAAAGAAGUACAAGAAGCGAGAAACAGAAGAAGAGUUGAGAAAAAAGAAGUACAAGAGGGAAAGGAAAAUCUUAACAUGCUGAAGUCUUCUUUGAAGAUGGGAUGGGAAAUGGAAGACAGCCUAGAUAAGAUCUUAGUAAAGCCGAUUCACAGGCUGGAAAGGGAAAAGAUGCAGGCCGUGUUAGCUGAAAGUAACUAUGAUAAGCAAAGACAAAACAAGAAACAAGUGAUUAACAACCGUACAUCUGAUUGCCAGAGCUUGGACGAACUUCUAGUAAAGCAUGUUUCAAGAUUAGAGAGAGAGAAAAUGAGAUGUAAACCAGAGAACUUAAAGAGAAGAGAAAACAAUAUGCAUCCAGUGAUCAAUGGUGGAGGAGGAGGAGGAGGUGGGGGUUUAGGUGAGAUUCUGGUUAAACAUAAAUCAAGACUCGAAAGAGAGAAGCUGAUGUCCUCCCAUGAAUCUGAAAAUCAGAACAAAAGUUCUCUAUCACGUCGUGAAGCUAGGGAGAAAGACCUACGGUCAGCCUGGGGAGGCUUAAGUUUGGGAGAUUCCAUGAGACCUCAUCUCUCCAAACUUGAACGAGACAAGGCUGCCUGGAUCAAAGCUGAAGAGGAGCAAAGGAAGUUCUGAACAAAGUGUAAUCACACCUCCACCGAAGAAAAAAAAUGUACAUUGCUUGCCCUAUAUAUACACAUAUCAAGUGUUUUUUACAUUAUGCCUUCAAUAUGAAAUGUCCACUGCCUUAAGUUAUGAUAGCAUAUUGCUAUUCUG